AUGUCGUUGACGGAUUCAGCAGCCGCUGAUGUGGCGCAUAGCGCAUCAAUUGCCUCACGCCAACUAGCUACAUUGUCAAACAACGCACGAAAUGAUGCUCUGACUGCACUCCACCAAGCGUUGGAUCGAAAUCGCGACAGCAUCUUGGCAGCCAAUGCUCGAGAUGUGGAAGCGGCCACCAAGGCUGCCAAUAGCGGUGAUCUGAACCACAGCGUGCUCAAGAGACUUGAUCUCUCACGUCCCGGCAAAUAUGAUGACAUGCUGCAGGGAAUUCUAGACGUCCGUGACCUGGAGGAUCCUGUCGGCAAGGUGACCCUUCGGACUCUACUGGAUGAAGGCUUAACUCUGGAACGAGUGAGCUGUCCAAUCGGUGUCUUAUUGAUCAUUUUCGAAGCUCGUCCUGAGGUCAUCGCGAAUAUUGCGGCACUAGCCAUCAAAUCAGGCAAUGCCGCGAUUCUGAAAGGCGGAAAAGAAUCGAUGGAAUCAUUUGUGGCCAUCGCAAAGGUGGUGUCGGAGGCUAUCGCUAGCUCACAGGUGCCGGUCUCAUCGGUCCAACUGGUCAAGACCCGAGAUGUGGUAUCCGCCCUUCUUGCCCAGGAUGCCUACAUCGACCUUGUGAUCCCUCGAGGAUCCAACGAACUUGUCCGGUUCGUAAAGGAGAACACCAAAAUUCCUGUCCUGGGUCACGCCGACGGCCUUUGUUCGGCUUAUGUCCAUGCGGAUGCCAACGUCGACACCGCCGUAAAAGUCAUUAUGGACUCCAAGACAGAUUACCCCGCUGCCUGCAAUGCGCUGGAGACUCUUCUUGUUCAUGAGGACGUUCUCGAAUCGGUCUUCCCCGAAGUGGCAAAGGCUCUGAUCAAGAAGGGGGUUUCUCUGCGCUGCGAUUCGGCUUCCCAGGCUGUCCUCUCCAAGUCACUGCCCACUGAUCAGCUGUCGCUGGUGCAAUCCGCCAGCGAGGCUGACUUCAACACUGAAUUCUUGGAUCUCAUCCUGGCCGUGAAGACCAUUACCCAGACCGACUCGGCUGAGUCUGCCGUGGAAGCCGCAGUUGCCCACAUCAACACCCACCAUUCCAAACACACGGAUAUUAUCAUCACCGAGUCACGCGACCUGGCAAAUCUGUUCAUGAACAGUAUCGACAGCGCCGGAGUUUUCUGGAACGCAUCGUCCCGGUUCGCUGAUGGAAUGCGAUUUGGUUUUGGAACGGAGGUCGGCAUCAGUACGAAUAAAAUCCACUCGCGCGGACCGGUGGGCUUAGAGGGCUUGACGAUCUAUAAAUAUCUGAUUCGAGGCAACGGUCAUGGUGCGGGGGAUUACCAUGAUGGCGUGGGGGGCCGCAAGUACCUUCAUAAGAAGCUGCCAAUCGACGAAUGA
Penicillium oxalicum is the source of this 1377-nucleotide messenger RNA. RefSeq names its product glutamate-5-semialdehyde dehydrogenase. The record is from RefSeq and is a predicted model, not a curated record. Lineage: Eukaryota; Fungi; Ascomycota; Eurotiomycetes; Eurotiales; Aspergillaceae. Gene Ontology annotation, molecular function: glutamate-5-semialdehyde dehydrogenase (NADP+) activity; NADP binding. The transcript has 3 exons. The coding region runs from base 1 to 1377 and encodes 458 amino acids.